Molecule: messenger RNA, 5241 nt
Organism: Meleagris gallopavo (turkey)
Lineage: Eukaryota; Metazoa; Chordata; Aves; Galliformes; Phasianidae
Source: RefSeq, a predicted model, not a curated record
UUUCUCACUCCUCUUGUAGAUUCAUUCUGUUCAGUUCUCAUUUUAGUGCUCAGGCAGCCUGAACUUAGUUGUUUUACAUCUGUAGAUUUCUAAAAUGUUUCCAGUGGAACUGUAGAUUACUCUAAAGGGAGUUGAAGCCUGCAAACAUCAUGUUUCCUAGCUACACAAGCUUGGUAGGCUGUGUAUACAUGAUACAUAAACCAUUUACAUUAAUGUAGGAUGAAGGCAUUAAAUCAUUUUCUUGAGAAUGAAGCCCUUGAAGAGUCCAUAUUUCUUACAGAGUGCGAGUAAAUGAUCUUGAAUGCUCCCAUAGCAGACAAGAUAGGCAAGCUUACUAGCUUCAGCUGCUGAAGAAGACACACCUACCCCAAUCUUAUAAGCUUUGGUUGACAACACAAGUGACUCCUCCAGUAAGCAGCAUCCACUUUUUAUGGUAGUAUGAUGGUCAACAAUAAUGACUCAAUAGAUGACUUGGGCCAUGACCAAGAUUUUCUGCAUGCAAGGCAAUUAUGUUAUUUGGACAACUCUGAUUUGCUUCCUCAGAAGUUGGUUUGCAGUGUAACUGAGACUGGAAUUAAUGAUGCAGGUGGCACCCUAGAAACGUUGAUUCCUCCUCUGCUCCCUGCCUCACAGCCUGGAAUGAAUCAGAGUGCUUCCACUGACAAAAACAUGGAGCAGACUGCAGGGCAGCAGGAUGGAGCACUGAGGCUGCAGAUGGAGCAGCUGCAGAGGCUGGUGGCUGAACAGCAGAAAAUCAUUGCGCUUUACAACCCAGGUUUUUCUGUUUCUCCUGUGAUACCUUCCCAUCUAGUAGCCACGAUGUCAUCCCUUCCAUGCUUUCCUGCUACUUUAUCUCCUGCCCAGUUGCCACCCAAAAAUUCUUCACAAGUUGAGAGCCCAGGAUGCUUAGAGACCUCCCCAUCAGCAGUGCCUUCUGCCCUGCAGAGCAGCUUCCCACCAGUGGUGCCAAACGAGAGCAGUUCAGAAAUCUCAGGAGAGCACCUGCAGCUGUCAGAUUCAGGGAUAAGCACAGAGCCAUUGCUUCAGAGUACUGAGAUCCCCACAAAACAGCUUUCCAGACAAGAUGCUCAGGAAGAAAUCAGAACAAAAAACAAAGAACAAACAGAACAAAUGAAGGAGAUUCCUCCAUUUCCCUUCAGCACAAAGGUAGAGACUGGAAACCUAGGAAACAGGCCAAUCACAGCAGAAAUAGAUACUAGACAGAAGACUUCUGAAAAAUGUAUUGACCAGCUUCAGGUAGACACUCAGUUGACAGAAAAACAGGAGCAGAAGCAGCAGAGCAAGGCAAAAGGAACACCUCGGAAGACUUUUCUAAAGCGAAAAGAAGGUACUAUAAGGGUCAAAAAAACUAAACAGAAGCCUUUAAAAGAAGUGAGCAAGCAUUCCAGAACUGAUGUGGAGCACUGGAGUCUUUUCUCCCAGCCUGGACAAAUGGAUGCAGGGAUACUGCAGCCAAGGGAAUAUCCUCAUGUAAAUCUGCAGAUCAGCAGCUCCAUGCAUAUGGGUACACAUGGAAAAAAAGCAAAUUGUGCUUUAGCUGAGAAGGGAAUUAAGGCUCAGACUUACUGUGAAGUGAAAGUACAGGAGCAAAGUGCAGAAGAAAAAGUAGUGAUUAAAAGAGAUAAAGAUGCUUUUGGCUCACCUCAUAUGAAGUGGACUGAAAUCCUGAACUCAUGUCCUGAAACAACAGAAAUGAACCUACAGUUAGGUGGGGAAAGUGAAACUAAUCACAGGGAUUCUGUAAAGCAAGCUGAUAGAACUGAUGAAAGACUUGUGGAGGGUAUCCUGCAAAUAGACCUAGGUAGAGCAAAUCAGCUUCUACAGGGUGAGCUCAGAGAGGAAGAAAAAAGCCCUUUAGAAGUCCUGCAAAAGUGUUCUACACUUCAGGAUAUAGAAUCAGAAUGCAUGAGGAAAGCAGAGUGGAGUGCAGUCCCUGCAUUCAUACAGGGCCAGAAGCAUGUGCAGGUAUGCCCACAAGUACUUGUUUCAGGAAGCCAGAGCCCAGAAAGCAAAGGACAAAUCCACACUGGUUUUAAGAAGAUCAAUGAUAAGAUCAUAAAAAUUACUUGUAAUUCGCUUGAGGCUAUGGAGCAAGAAAGCUCAUCCCAGCAGGAAUGGCAAAGGAAGGGGACAGCUGCCAUGACAUGGCAUGUUGCAUCUUCAUCCCACGAGUCAGGCUGCUUAUCGUCCAACAGUGAUGAUGACCCCAAAUCUCACUGCAGUCAAUAUCCCUCCCAGCAUGGGCCUCAGGUAGCAGAUCAUUCUGACAGACAUUUGGAUCUCUCUGAAAAUGAUUAUGCUAGUGAUGAGCCCAGUGAAGCUGAACACAUCUCCAUGAAAAAGAACAUCAGUUCCUCCUCAAGAAAACAAGAUAUUCUAGCACUCUCAAGACAGCAAAGUCUCUCCCUCAGCACAAGCAGCAGUGAUUCCAGCACUGGAGCUGUCAAGCUGAAAGGGAGCAAGGCUCACUCAUCUCUUCAGCAUUCUGCAUUUCAUCUCACAAAAUCCAAAAGGAGAGAGGAUGAACCUGAAUCAAAGGCCAGGCAUGUUACAAGCCUUGAUCUGCCAUCCUCAGCAGUGGUUUUUAGGAUUAAAGGAGCCCCUUCAGUGAAGCAAUCACAGAAUAAACUGCCUACAAAUGCGUUAGAAGAAACCCAGAACAUCCUUUCCAGAGGAUUAGAAACUGAUGUAUAUCAUGGAGGAACCCUUUCACUGACUAGAGCUGAAGAAGAACAGGACAAAGCAAUGCAUUUUCUCAGCAGAAUACGAAUGGACCAACUCAAAACUGUCAGGGACCAGGAGCUGACUCAUCCAUUGCAAUACAACAGAGAGCAAACUGACACAAAGGUGCAUAGCAAGUUCAAAGGAACAGCUAGAGUCACUGGAGAAAGUGUGAAAUCAGAGGAAAUACAAAUGUUAAAGCAACAGAUUACAGGACUGCAGGAGGAGUUCAGGAGAAAUGAGUCCUGCUGGCAUGCAGCCUAUGGCAAGCUAAGAGACCAGGUUGAGAUGCUGACUAGGCAGAACGUGGAGCUUCGAGAUGAGCUCAGAGGUUCAGAAGAGAAGAGGCUGAAAGCAGAAAGAAAAACAGGAACGGUGAAUCUCGUUGACAGAAAAUCAGAGACACCGGUUGCAGAAGCUAUCCUGCGAGAGACAGCAUCUUCGUCCACGCAAGAAGAGAGAUCAUGGAGAGAGAAGCACAAGAGCUGUAUCACCUCUCAUGUGGGGCCAAAGGCAGCUUUGCAGAAACACUACUUCAGAGAUAUUAAUAGCAAAGCAAUAAAAAGCUCUGUACAAAAGGCUGAUCCAUUGAGACUGGUAACAAAGGAACAUCAAGAAAAGAAACCAUCUCACUGCACCCUUGGCAGAAGCACAACGCCAACUGGCAGGAGAACACCUCACCAGGGAAGAGUGACACCUUUUGAAUCAGAAGAAGUUGUACAUCAACCCUCUCUUACUGGGAGAAGAACAGAUGAGAGGAAAUCACCUGGAGUUGGCUCACAUCUGAGUGUUUCUAAGGGGCAUAAGUCAUCAUCUUAUGAAAAAGGCACACCUUCACCCACUUCAAUUAUCUCAGAAGACACGUUCCUCUCAAAUAAGCCCAGCAAUAACACGUGCAGCUUUGUGCUCUGCAGUUACAGGGAGGAAACACAGGAAGAAGAGAUUCCUAAUCUUAAAAAGACAGAAAAAAUGUUAAAACCUCAGAAUAAAGUGGCUUUUGCAACGACCCAAAGGAGAAGUGGCAUAACUGCAUAUGAGAACAAAGUACUUACAAGCAGUUCUCCUACUCUUCUGGAUGCUGAAGCAAAGAUGCAGCCUCCAAAAUCAAUAUUAUCUAGACGGUCAAUGUUACAUCAAGAAAGAAGGAAAAAUGAGGACAUGGUGCAGGAAAAAAUAGAGCAUCGUGAUGGAAAGGUUGAAGAGGUGCUUACUGAUGGACGUCGAAUCAUCACUUUCUGCAAUGGUACUAAAAAAGAGAUCAGUGCUGAUAAAAAGAUGACAACAAUCAGCUUUUUCAAUGGAGAUGUAAAGAAGAUUAUGCCAGAUCAGAGAGUGAUUUAUUACUAUGCAGAUGCACAGACAACUCACACUGCUUAUCCAGGGGGCCUAGAGGUGCUGCAGUUCCCUAAUAAUCAGAUAGAAAAGCAUUAUCCUGAUGGCACACAAGAAAUUGUGUUCCCAGAUCACACAGUGAAAUGCCUCUAUAGUGAUGGAUUCGAGGAAACUUUUUUCCCAGAUGGUACAAUAGUAAAAGUAGAAAAGAAUGGAGAUAAACUAGUGGUAUUCAGUAAUGGCCAGAAGGAGUUUCACACUGCACAGUUCAAGAGGAGGGAGUAUCCAGAUGGAACCAUAAAGACUGUGUACUGCAAUGGCAGGCAAGAAACCAAGUAUUUGUCUGGACGGGUUCGAAUCAAAGAUGAAGAGGGUAAUAUCAUCCUAGAUAAGAAGUGAUUCCUCCCCUCAGUGGCUGCACCGUAUUGGACCAGACUGCCAAUGCAUCAGCGUUCAUAUUGCAGAUCAUCUUUGGAAGAAACAGAUUGAGCAGAGUAGAAAAUGUUGUUAGUAUUGAUCAUACUCAUGCUGUUGUUCACGAAUUUAAUUAUGAUGUUCUAAAUAUCCAAGAAGUUUGAUGUCAGAUGGUGUGGUAAUAAUAUUGUAUUAUUUUGCUUAUGCUUCGUUACAACAAAGGAACAAUUUUAAAUCUGUGCUCUUCGCUUCUGAAACACUUAAUACAUUUUAUAUGUUUUGUAAAAGGAAAGUCUAAUCAAAAGAAAUCAAAGAGAUCAUUCUUUUCCGUGUGUUUCACUAAGAAUUUCUGCUCAGUGUAACCUCUGAUUAAAACAAAUGUGUGUGGUUUUUUUGUCUUUUCAAUUGACCAUCAUAAAAACAGUAAAUAUGAUUAAUUCUCUCUUUCAGUUUGGUUAGGAAAAUUGAUGUUUCUAAGGCACAAGUGCUUUUAUUCUCAGGAAUUUUUUUUAACAAGGAGUGCAUAUUCUCCAGUUGUUAUGCUUACAUCCUGUUUGUUUCUAUAGUAAAAUACAAACUUACCUUAAAUUGUUGAUUGCCAUUCAUUUAUCUGCGCAUAUAAUCCUUUAUAAUUUUAAGUUCAAUAAGGAAUAAUUUUGUUUGUGAUCUGCUUGCCCUUUGGCUAAUUAAGCACUCUUGAUUCUAUUUGUAGGACAUGUUCUUCUUCUGGAAUAAAAGGCAUGCAGUCCUGUA